AUUAACUAACGCUGGAAAACAGAUAUUAACUUGGCCAGUGCAGGAGUAUACUGCCACAAAGACAAAAACGUUGAACUGAAACGUUUUAGAUUUAUUUACAUUUGCUCGAGAAAAUCACAGCUUUUCUCCCUUUUUUUGCAAAUAUAUUAACUUAUAGAAUUUGCUACGCCGAAAUUAAUUUCUGAAAUGGUUAUUUUCGAACUUUUGGUAAUAAGUGUGGUGAUGGUAACCAUUAGAGAGGCAAAACAUGUGUCCAAUCUCCAUAUGGAAAUCCCUGAAAGGCACAUGACAUUGAGUGACCAAUUCUUCGUUGAUGUUAGAGCACUUCUUAAGCGACAAACUGUGGAUGAGAUAAUGGAUGCGCAAAGACAGUACAAAGAAGACGAUUUCGGAAUGCAGAGUGGAGAAAAAUCUAUUGGAACGGUUGUACCCACUCCAGUUCCAACUCCAGUGCUUGUUGAAAACUGGCCCAAAACCAAUCACAAACUCGGUCAAGUAACAGCUGUUUCAAUUGAUACCCAAGGAAAACCUGUAAUUUUUCAUCGUGCCGAUAGGUAUUGGAAUGCCAACUCAUUUAAUGAUAGUCACAUCUACCAUAUGAUUGAAUAUGGUCCAAUUAAGCAGAAAACUAUAUAUAUUCUGGACCCGAAAACUGGUGAUAUUAUUUCAGGAUGGGGUGAAGACCUCUUUUACAUGCCCCACGGAAUGACUAUAGACACACAUGGAAAUUAUUGGAUCACUGAUGUGGCUAUGCAUCAAGCUUUCAAAUUUAAGGCAAAUGAAGCUAAACCUCAGUUGAUAAUUGGAAAACGUUUUAGGCCAGGCUCAUCUUUAAAACAUCUCUGCAAACCUACCUCAAUAGCGGUGGCAACAACAGGAGAAUUUUUUAUUGCCGAUGGCUAUUGCAAUCAAAGGAUUUUGAAAUUCAAUGCAGCUGGAAGACUUCUCCGAACCAUACCUCAACCUCCAGAAUUCCUUUCCCUGCAAGUGCCUCACGCUAUUACCCUUUUGGAAAAGCUAGAUCUUCUCUGCAUUGCCGAUCGUGAAAAUAUGAGGGUUGUAUGCCCAAAGGCAGGCCUAAGGUCAUCUCAAGGAGAGGGACAACCAGCAGUAACCAUUCAAGAACCGGACUUCGGGAGAGUAUUUGGAGUUGCAGCGUAUGGAAAUUUUGUGUAUGCAAUAAAUGGGCCUACUUCCAUGCUACCAGUUAGAGGGUUCACUUUAGAUCCUCGUUCUGAAACUAUUAUUGGUCAUUGGGGCAAUUUCAAAAGCCCCCACUCGAUCGCUGUCAGCGUAAAUGAUUCCGCUUUAUACGUCACAGAAAUAGGAACAGAUCAACUUACCAACCGUAUCUGGAAAUAUGUUUUGGUUUAAACUGCGCACAGCAAUUAUUUAUGUCAUAAGCACUGAGUAGCAAUUGUAAUGUAUGUACACACUUAUGGCAAAUCAAAAUAAAUGAAAUAUAUUUAUGUUCGAGUAGAAUUACAA
Molecule: messenger RNA, 1488 nt
Organism: Musca domestica (house fly)
Lineage: Eukaryota; Metazoa; Arthropoda; Insecta; Diptera; Muscidae
Gene: Pal2
Product: peptidyl-alpha-hydroxyglycine alpha-amidating lyase 2
Exons: 7
Coding region: 187-1374 (395 amino acids)
Biological process (GO): peptide metabolic process
Cellular component (GO): membrane; extracellular region
Molecular function (GO): catalytic activity; protein binding
Source: RefSeq, a predicted model, not a curated record